AUGGAAAACGACAAUUCGGGAAAGGGCGCCAACCCGACGAUCGCUAUGUUUCCUCUGCUGCCAUCGAACUCUAAAGGAUGGUUCGCCUUCUUGGAGAGGCAAUUCCGUCUAGCGCAGAUCACGGAUGACGAAACUAAAUUCGUGACUCUAGUUAAAUGCCUCGAGGGCCGUUACGUGCAGCAUGGUGAAGAUAUACUGGACACCCCACCAGCCGCAGGUAGUUAUGAGAAAUUAAAAUGUGCGCUUAUUCUCGCACUAACCGACACAGACAACACACAGGUGAAAAAACAUGUGGAGAGCGAGGAGAUGGGCGACCGAAAGCCAUCUGAAUUUUAUCAACAUUUGAGGAAACUCGCGAGUCCCUCCACCCCAGACGAUUUCGUCCUCUCGCUGUGGAGGACCCGAUUACCCGAUAAUAUACGGCGUAUCCUCGUAGCCGUGGACGACUCAGACUCGGAACGGCUAUUGCACCAGGCGGACCUCAUCGCUGCGGAGUUUCAACAAGAUCACCAGCGUAUCUCCCGAAUAGCAGCGGUAAUCCCAUCAGACGCCGGAACAAACGAACCGUGGGUCGCCGCAUUCAACACAUUGAGCGAGCAGAUGACACAGAUGCGAAUUCAAGUGCAGGCGUUAAGCUUUAGUAAUAAACGCCGUCCACGAUCAGGACCACGGCAGCGUACGCGUUACCGCCGCCGUUCGCGGUUCCGAGACCCGCCGCGGAAAGACGGUCUUUGUUAUUACCAUGCGCCGUUCGGAGAUCACGCGAGGGCCUGUCGUUCCCCAUGCACGUGGAAUUCGGGAAACGCGACCAGCCGUCCGUAG
Bombus terrestris (buff-tailed bumblebee) is the source of this 822-nucleotide messenger RNA. RefSeq lists its product as uncharacterized. The transcript has a single exon. The record is from RefSeq and is a predicted model, not a curated record. Bases 1 to 822 code for a protein of 273 amino acids. Lineage: Eukaryota; Metazoa; Arthropoda; Insecta; Hymenoptera; Apidae.